Messenger RNA from Monopterus albus (swamp eel), 1963 nucleotides. RefSeq names its product Jupiter microtubule associated homolog 2 (gene jpt2). The record is from RefSeq and is a predicted model, not a curated record. The transcript has 5 exons. Bases 145 to 792 code for a protein of 215 amino acids. Gene Ontology annotation, cellular component: nucleus. NCBI's taxonomy places the organism in Eukaryota, Metazoa, Chordata, Actinopteri, Synbranchiformes, Synbranchidae.
CUUGGCAGAGGGCCAGUUAUUCUUGGGUGGACUGAAAUUGCUCACUACGGAGUUUUGUUGAGCACACGCAGGCAGGAGGAACUUAAUGGUCGUCUAGUUGGCUAACUAGAGAAGUUAUCUUCGGAAACUCAAACCAAAACCAUCAUGACUUCAACUAACAUGUUUCAAGGGUUGGAUGAUGCUGCAAAAACCAGUUCUAGGGUGUUGCAGCCUCCUGGAGGUGGUUCCAGUAACCUGUUUGGUGGCUAUGAAGACAAUUCUGCAUCACCAAGAAGAUCUGGCAAGAUGGCUUCUGAUAUUUUUGGUCCACCAGAGGCUGCUCAGAAUGUACCCAGGCGCUCCAAUCCUCCAGGUGGGAAGAGCAGUGGAAUAUUCGGGGAUCCUGAUCAUCCAGCUCAACCACAGAGAACUGUACCUCCAGGUGGACAGGCCAGCAACAUAUUUGGGGCUGCAGAAAGUGCACCUACCCAAAGCUCAAGCCGAGGUCAUCCAAAUAAGCCAAAGGACAAUCUAAUUGUUGGACCUGAACCUGAACCUGAACCUGAACCACCAGCUCCUGAAGCCAAGGUCAGCCAUCCUGAGGUGAAGCAAGAAACUGCUCCCCCAGCUCCCAUGCCAGCUAAGGAAGAACCUGUUGCAAUCUCACCCCCUCCAGUGCCUGAGCCCUCUUCUCCAUCACCUCCUGAUGAGACUUCAUUGAAGAACCACGAGCCUCACCUGGGACCCAGGCCUCGUUCUCACAACAGGGUUCUCAACCCACCUGGAGGAAAGUCUAGUGUGGUAUUCUACUGAUGAUCUGAACACACCACUCGUCCCUGUUUGUGUCCAUACACUCUCUGUCUGCUCCCCUGUUAAUCUUCUCUCAUUCCAGCACCCCUCUCUCCACGAUUAUUUCACGUCUACAUCUAAAUAGACCAGGAAUUUUUGUUCUUCCCAUCAUAUUCCUGCACUUUUAGUCCUCUUUCCAGCUCCCAGCUUUUUGUCCAAAUCUUCAUUUUCUUCUUCACUGAAACCUGCAAUCAUACACUCACCAUCCAAUCAAUCUGUACUGCUGUUCAAUCUCAGUACUGUGGUAAAUGUAUUCACUGCUUCUGUUUACAAGCAUGUCUAAAUUUAGUUGGAGGCACGGUUUGUUAUUUUAAAAACGGGUUUCAAGACACAUUUAGAUGUUGAAAGGAGCUUUAAAUAGUUGUGCAUUCAAAUGAUCUACUGUGACUAAAAUCCUCACAGCAGAAAAUUGCUCAGAUUUCUUUGUAAGCUACAUUGUUCAUAGACAGGAGAAGAUACCUAGAUCUUGCAAACAAUGAAAAUGUUUUUUUUGUUUUUUUUUUAAUAUAUAUAUGUAUAUGCUGCCUAAUCCUUAUUGGAUGACUACAUGAAACCUCUUGUUUGGCAGUUAUUGAAUAUAAUGCAAGUGUUGGACAAUGACUAAUGGCAGUAUAAUCAGAAGCCUUUAUAUGAGCUGAGCAUUCUUUCUGGCCUUGUCCCUGAUUUAAUCACAUCUACAUCAGUGAUCUGCUGUCAGAGCACACACUCGGUUCAGGGAGAGAUACCAAAAAUUGACCUUGAAACAAAGAUGGAUGAAUGCACUUAUUUAAUCCCAGAUGUUUCUGCUUCCUAAAAGAAAAUUCCAUUCUGAUUUAAUGUGAAUGUAUUGUCCAGGUACUUUCUGCUUUGUCCUCAUUGCUUUAUCUGAGAACAUGCCUUUUUUUUUGCUUGGGGUAGACCUCUGUUUAUGUUUUAAAUUAAAACGGCUGAAGACAAGUGAACUCUGGACACACGCGUGGCCUGCCUGAGUCCAUGUGGGCUCAUUGAUAAUCACCUUUUCACCCACUUCAUGAUGCACAUUUGUGGUAUUCUGGUGCCAGCCUGUCCCCUGCGUGUUGGUGUGCCUGGCAGGCAAUGAGUGUAGCAGAAGACAGAAAUCCUGUGUAUUGCAAUAAACUGUUAUUUUGCAUUUUGA